Molecule: messenger RNA, 954 nt
Organism: Orycteropus afer afer
Lineage: Eukaryota; Metazoa; Chordata; Mammalia; Tubulidentata; Orycteropodidae
Product: olfactory receptor 52E4-like
Exons: 1
Coding region: 1-954 (317 amino acids)
Biological process (GO): G protein-coupled receptor signaling pathway
Cellular component (GO): membrane
Molecular function (GO): G protein-coupled receptor activity; olfactory receptor activity
Source: RefSeq, a predicted model, not a curated record
AUGAUUCUUUCCAAUCUUACUCAUAUCCUCCCACAUACUUUUUUCUUGGCUGGCAUCCCAGGGCUCACAGCAGUUCACAUUUGGAUCUCACUUCCAUUUUGCUUCAUGUUCUUCCUAGCAGUGACAGGGAAUGGUGUACUGCUUUUUCUUAUUUGGACAGAGCACAACCUUCACCAACCCAUGUUUUUCUUUCUUGCGAUGCUCUCCUUUGUUGACCUGGUCCUCUCUUUCUCUACCCUGCCCAAGAUGCUGUCUAUUUUCUGGUUUGGUGCUACAGCCAUCAGCUCCCACUCCUGUCUUUCCCAGAUGUUCUUCAUCCAUGCAUUCUCUGCCAUGGAGUCAGGGGUGCUGGUGGUCAUGGCCCUGGAUCGCUUUGUAGCUAUUUGUAAACCUCUGCGCUAUGUAAACAUCCUUACCCCAGUUGUUGUUGCCAAGAUUGGAGGCCUGGUGGUGCUGCGGGGUGUGGGAUUGACCAUCUCCUUUCUGAGUCUUGCCCAUCGGCUGCCCUACUGUGGCUCACACAUGAUAGCCUAUACCUACUGUGAGCAUAUGGCUGUAGUGAAGCUGGCCUGCAGUGCCACCACUGUGGACAACCUCUAUGCCUUUGCUGUGGCAAUUUUUCUUGGUGUGGGGGAUGUGACCUUUAUUGCUUACUCCUAUGGGCAGAUUGUGAGGACUGUGAUGCGUUUUCCUUCACCCGAGGCACGUGCUAAAGCAGGCAGCACAUGUACGGCCCAUGUAUGUGUCAUCCUCUUCUUCUAUGGACCAGGUUUUCUUUCUGUGGUCAAGCAGAGGUUUGGGCCACCCACAGCCUCUGCUGCCAAGGUCAUCCUUGCCAAUCUCUACUUGCUCUUUCCCCCCGCACUGGACCCCAUUGUCUAUGGAGUCAAAACCAAGCAGAUACGGGAGCGGUUGUUCACAGCUUUGAGCUCCAAUCGGAUUGAUGCCACUUGA